AUGGCCGCGGGCUCCCCGAAGCGGCGGCCGGGCGCAGCCGAGGCCGAGGCCGAAGAGGAGGACGACAACGACGACGACGGCGGCGGAGCGGGCCGCUGGCGCCGCACCCUCGGGCGGUUGCCGCUGCAGAGGCGCCGCGGCGCGCCGCCGCCAGCCCGGGGGCGGCAAGCGUGGCGCGCGGGGGCGCGCGCCCCGGUGGCGGUCGCGUGGGCGUGUGCCGCGCUGGCCGCUCUCGCCGGGGUUGGCUGCCGGGCGCCUUGGGCGACGGCGGCGGUGGCGGGGCUGCGCCCGGUGUUCGCGAUGUCCAGGUAUGACAUAUUGCGCAGCAAGUCGGCGCUCGAGAUCGACCUGGGGGCGGUGCAGAGGAAGUUCAUACGAUACGACGUGGACGCCUUCAAUCAAGAUGCGGCAGCCAUAGAGGAGCGCGCGCAGUUGCGCAAGAGGAUGGAGAAGUUGCCCGAGUUCGGCAUGCUUCUCCGAGCCAACGACGCCCGCCUCGAGCAGUCUAGCGGAGGUCACGAAGACCGCCUCUCGUGGGCCAUGCACGAGCAGGCACUGCUGGAUGCCAUGGAGGACGGGAGCAUCUUCCUGGCGAACAACAGGUUCAAUCCCGUCGAGGACGAGGCUGAGCUGAGGAGGGCGCGGCGCGAACAGCUCAUUGCGGACAACCCCGAGCUGAAGGCGCUCAUCGAGAAGCGGAUGGCCAGGAAGAAGAAGGAGACUGGGACCUACAGGGGAAAGCCCGGGCACCCGAAGAAGAAGAGGUAGCGCCAGUGGACUUCAAGCUGUGACCGCUCCCGUCGAAGAGCAGCGAACGGCAAACAUAGACAGAAUGUCAGCUUGUGAUUCCCCCGGGGCUGAUGAAUAGACCCCGCAGGGCGCGAAACAUUUGUUUUAAUCACGCGCGCCAGGGGGUCGUCGCGGUCCGACUGCAGAUUGGCACAUCAAGUGGCCGCGGCGGUCGGCGCGCGGCGCUCGAGGGGCGCAGGCGCGCGGCGGACGGGGGCUGGCGGGAAAAUCCAGGCACGCGCGGGACCUUGCACGCGCGGGACGCUGCUGCCCCCCGGCGCCCCCCGCGACGGGCAGGCCGCGGGCGCCACGGGAAGCGUUGUUGCCGAGGCGCGGUCCUUGCGUGCAGCCGCUGCCCUGGACGGAGUGCCCCGAAGGGGACUUUGAUAGUCUGGGAACUCGGCCUCUAGAGUGGAGCGUGCGAGUUGUAGAUGACCUGGGGGCCUUGGAAUGCCUGGAUCGAGUCCGCGGGGGCAAGCCUGGACAUAUGGAGC
Molecule: messenger RNA, 1283 nt
Organism: Prorocentrum cordatum
Lineage: Eukaryota; Dinophyceae; Prorocentrales; Prorocentraceae
Source: the annotation of a GenBank genome assembly